Branchiostoma belcheri (Belcher's lancelet) is the source of this 2220-nucleotide messenger RNA. RefSeq names its product potassium voltage-gated channel subfamily A member 7-like. The coding region runs from base 470 to 2014 and encodes 514 amino acids. Gene Ontology annotation, molecular function: delayed rectifier potassium channel activity; protein binding. Gene Ontology annotation, cellular component: membrane; voltage-gated potassium channel complex. The transcript has 6 exons. Gene Ontology annotation, biological process: potassium ion transmembrane transport; protein homooligomerization. Lineage: Eukaryota; Metazoa; Chordata; Leptocardii; Amphioxiformes; Branchiostomatidae. The record is from RefSeq and is a predicted model, not a curated record.
UGUGGAAACCUGUCUCAUACGUUACUACGAGAUCCCUGACAGGUACACCGGUUUUUGCACCCAGGCAACAAAGUUUAAAAUAACAGCUGUUCAACACAGGCUGAAAACGGACGAUCUUUUUAGGAUAACACUUGUAGCAGCUGAGUAGUGCAGCACAACACCUGUAACUUGACGUAAACAACCGACAAAACAUGUGCGUUCUGACUUGAGGCUAUGCACUGACGCCACCAUGGGUCUGUGAUUGUUGAACUGAGCGUAAAAUCACGUGUAGCCCCGGGCGCCACAUGCACUCACCUUCAUACGGCGUUCCAUUCACCGUUUGUCAGUUGUUCAACCUCGGAGAAAAGCGAUGAACCAGAAUUAACCGUUAGAGAUAGCCCUCGGCGGACGAGUGGUAACAUAUCGUCAGACUGUGGGGGGAAAGUCCACGACAACGACACAAGUGCUAAACGUUGUGUCAGCAGACAACAUGCAGGCUAGGCUAACCGCAGCAACACAUUGGAAUGACGAAGAAGAAGAGGAACGAAGAGAUCCAGUGACCAAGAACAACGAUUCAAAGUUAAAAUCCCUGUCCAGUGCCCUACGGACGGGGUGGUCACGCCGGUCCAGCCUGCGGCGGAGACGGUCCCCUGAGCAGGCGGGAGUAGCGAGCCUCCUGCCGCAGAUCGUCACGCACGGGCUGGCGGACCCCGGCAGGGCUGACCGCAGGGUCAGGAUCAACGUCAGCGGGAUGAAGUUCGACACCAGGGAGAGAGUGCUUCUCAGGUAUCCACAGACCCUUCUAGGUGACACCGUCCGACGCCAACGGUACUACGUCCCGGAGGAGGAGGAAUAUUUCUUCGACCGUCACCGCCCGAGCUUCGAGGGGAUCUUCCGCUACUACCAAACGGGCAAAAUCAAGCGGCCGUCCAACGUACCCCUGGACGUCUUCGCGGCAGAACUGGCGUACUUUGACAUGGGAAACCUUGUCAUCGACACCUUUCUCACAGAAGAAGGGUACGACGUAUCCAAGGACACCUUACCCGAAAAGGAACCUCAGAGAACAGUAUGGCUUCUCUUCGAGAGCCAGGAGAGCAUUUUAUCCAAACUUGUCGGUCUAGUUACGGUCUGUUUUAUUCUUCUAUCCGUGGGGACAUCUUGUACUGAGACUCUACCACACUUUCGGAACCUCACAGAUCAGUCCUUUGCACAUACAGGAGACGUGAAGACCAAUCUUAACAUCGCGUUUCACAACACGUUUUUCCAGAUUGAGACGGCGUGCAUAGCGUGGUUCUGUAUAGAGCUCGCCUUGCGUUUUUACGCCAGUCCUCUGAAGACUCGGUUCGUGAAGGAUAUCAUGAAUAUUCUGGAUUUCGUGGUGAUCGUGCCUUACUUCGUCAGCCUCUUUCUGAUCAUGGCGAACGUUGACGUCACGGGGUCUAACAUCAUCCCAGGCACGAUAGUACGCCUGCUGCGAUUGGUCCGUGUCUUCAGAAUCUUCAAGUUAUCCAGGCAUAUGAGGUCUCUACAGAUGUUAGGCGCCACGUUGAGAGCCAGCGCUCCCCAGCUCAUCAUGCUGGUGUUCUUCAUGGCUAUCCUGGUCAUCCUGUACGCCAGCAUCAUCUACUUCAUGGAGAUGGACCAUCCAGACCACUUCUUCCCCAGUAUUCCAGAAGCGUUCUGGUGGGCCAUCAUCACCCUCACUACGGUAGGGUACGGCGACAUCUACCCACAGACACCCUUGGGCAAAGCCUUCGCCUGUAUCUGCGUCAUCAGCGGCAUUCUCGUCAUCGCCAUGCCGCUGCCCAUCGUCACCAAAAACUUCGAAAAAUUCUACAAAAAGAACGGCAACAAUCCGUUCAAAAACCUGCCCUUGGACAACCAUAGAGGUUCGGAAAGAGAUCAUAACGACGUCUCUGAGCACAGAAAGAGAACUUAUGCUGUACGACUAACGGACAUCAACACAGGAGAAUAUGAUAGUUUCUUGAAUGAUGAUGACGAUGAUGAGAGUAGUUCUGGAUUCCGUUCAUCCUGAAACAUUUAUUGGACAUUAAGUUUUUAAUGCCCAAGACGUUUUUUUACCUCAGAAACGUAAAUUAUUCAACCAUUUUGUUGUAUCCCUAGAUAGUAAUAUUUUGAUUUUCAUUCUGAGAUUAGUAUUUUAUCAUAAUAGAUAUGGUGUAAUAUAUUCUCAAUAUGUUGCAAUAGGGCAGACUAUAGAAUAAUUUUUGGGGUAAAAAA